Molecule: messenger RNA, 1945 nt
Organism: Seriola dumerili (greater amberjack)
Lineage: Eukaryota; Metazoa; Chordata; Actinopteri; Carangiformes; Carangidae
Product: CD63 antigen-like
Exons: 9
Coding region: 24-854 (276 amino acids)
Cellular component (GO): membrane
Source: RefSeq, a predicted model, not a curated record
CUCGACCCUCUCAGACGGCAGUCAUGGCUCGCUGCAGGAGUUACUUGCGAGGACUGGCAAUCUGUGUCACAGUGUUGCAACUGGUGUCUGGUGUGGUGAUGAUCGGCGUCGGAUUUUCCUCCAUCGACGGAAACAUACCGGUUGCUGAGUUGUUUGACCAGUUGUCCAGUAGCGAUGGUUUACUGGUCCUGCAGGUGUUUGGUCCAAUCACUGUGGUUUUGUCUGUUCUGGGGAUCACUGCUGCAUCUUUGGACCUCAAACCUCUGCUGCUGGUGUUUUCUGCUCUGGUCUUCAUCGAGUUUGUGGCUCUGAUGGUCGUUGCGUCGCCGCUGGUUCAGGUUCAGACUCAGAUGGACGGUGAAGUGGACGAGGUGUUUCUGAACGUGACCCCCCUCUACAGAACAGAUCCUUACAUCCAGACUGAACUAAACAAACUCCAGGCCUCAUACUCUUGUUGUGGUUUGAGGAACUUUGAAGACUGGCAGGAUCAACUUCCUGACUCCUGCUUCUGCACGCCUCCCACCUCCGACCUGGAAAAGAGCUCUCGACCCAGUAACUCCAGCUCAGAGGGGCCCUGUGUGAUGGUAGACAGCGACCAUUACCUUCCAACCCGACAGGUCACAGAUAAAUUAUGGGUUCACUCGGAGCCCUGUGGGCCCAUCCUGAAGAACUACCUAAGCUUCCCCAUCAAACUCAGGAUAGGAAUCAUUUCAGCUGUUGCCACCAUUAUGAUGGCGGCCAUUGCUCUGUGUCUGGCUUUGGGUCUGGAGGAAUAUUGGAAGAAGCCACCGGUAGAAACCACAGUUGAUGACUUCAACAGAGUGAAAUAUGAACCCAAGCCCACCCUCACCUGACCUCUGACAUCUGACCCGUCACCCAAAACUGAGGCAUCGAUACAUACAUGCUGGUGGUGGUCGAAGACUUCAAUAAAAACCGUGUCAUCCAGGUUUUAUGGGAAUCUGAAAAAGUUUUCAAAACAGUGUAUUUAUAUUUGACUUGAUCUGUGAUGAUUGAAUGUAAUCACAGGAAAUUUCUAAAGAUGGUUCCAACUCUAAUACACACAACAUCAAGUUAAAGAAAAGAGUAUUCCAACUCACUCCUGGGCUUUCUGUCGUCAUAAUAGCAUCACAGUCUGAGGUGGGCAAGAACACAAUGGGGCACCUUUGAGUAUGAAGCCUUUUCACCAGCAGUUUUUAGGGGAAAUCUGACAUUUGAGAUGAUGAGCCAAUCAGAUCUUGAGGCCCCAAAAUUUGCCUUUCCAUUAUUUCUCUUCAGGACAAGAUAUUUUAAACUAGGGAUGAGUCAAAAAACACAGUGAACUCCAGAGUCAAGACGAGCUCAGACACUUCUUAUCUCUGCUUUUGAACAGAUGUUUGAAAACUUCAUCCAGAGCUACGACUCCUCUGAGAGAACCCUUUAUUCUAAACUAAUAACAAGUAGAACUAGAGUGGCUGCUGGUUGUGAUGAAAUGUUUGACUCUUGUCUUUGGUGCUUUACCGAUAAAGUUUUCUCCUGUUUACUUAAAAGCUUGCACCAGUAACGUUUGUGUGGUCUUUAACUGUCGUUCCCUCCUGCAGCCACAAGGUGGCAGCAACGCGGUGAACACGCUGUGCAGCGGGUCACUGUUUGGGCUGUUUCUGGUUAAAGUGAGGAGGGUCUCUGCACAGCUUCAAUCACUGAAAGCUUCAGCGCUGAAACUCUAGAUGUUCUGCAGGGAAACUCUCUUCAUGUACAGCAUUUACUACUACACACUCAGCGAGCACUUUAUUAGGAACACCGCACUGAUCCUGUAGGGCCUUCCUCUGCGUGGCAUGGGUGUUUAUUUUUCAGGCAAAAUGUUCUGUAAGUAAAAGUAUUUGUUGUGCAGUAAAAUGAUGCCAACAAAUCCUAUUAAAAGUCUGUGUGUGACUAUGUGUAUAAAUCCUGAUAUAUCUAUUAAAACACA